AGGUAAAUUUCAGCUGCCAUAGGUAGCCGGGAUCUAUCUAGGUCAGACACUCAUCCGAUCACAAAUUUUGGUUUUCUGUACAAAGCAAUAAUUCAAGAUGGAUGUGUGGGAGAACGAGGCAAUUGACAAAUCACAGUAUGCGACCUCCAUCGCUGUCAACGAUGAGGACGAUCAAGCGGACGCAGAGUCACACCUGCAGUCCAUCAUGCCGAAAGCCACUGUUCGAAACACCUUCUCCGCUCCUGCGUCUACACUCGCAGAGACUGAGAAGGAAGGAGAGUCGUUUGACCCCAUGGACGCUCAUCGCGCAAGGAGGAUCGCUGAUCGGGAGGACGAGUACAAGGCGCGACGCAGAAAUAGGAUCAUCUCUCCAGAGAGGCACGAUCCAUUUGCUGCUGGAGAUCAGACGCCUGCUGCCGAUGUGAGAACCUACAAGGACAUCAUGGAGGAGCAGCAGUUGGCCAAGGAGCGUGAAGCGGUUAUGGCACAGGUUCAAAAGCGCAUGGAGGAGGAAAAAGAAAAGAAAAAGCGCCCCAGCGACAGUGCAGAUGCUGGAUCGUCCCAGAUUUCUUCAGCUUCCACGAAACGAUUUGGUGGUGUCACUCCGCUUGCAAAGAGUGCUUGGGAUACCUCGGAGGCUUCGGAGGCAGCCACUCCCUCAAGAUGGGACUCAGCUACUCCAGUGAUUGGAUCUCGAAAGAAUAGGUGGGAUGAGACGCCGCAAAGAAUCGGUCCCGAUGCAACGCCAGGUGGAAGUGAGAAGAAAGUGAGAUCCCGAUGGGACGAAACUCCAGUUAUGCUGGGCGGUGCAACCCCUGUAGUUGGAGCAACACCCUAUGGCGGAAUUGAUAUGAUGACUCCCAGCCAUCUCUCUGCCUUGACACCUGAACAACUUCAAGAGCUCCGUUUUCAGAGGGAUGUCGAUGACAGGAACAGGCCUUGGGUCGAUGAGGAAUUGGACGCUCUCUUCCCACCUGACGGAUAUGAAAUCCUGGAGCCUCCAGCUAGUUACAAGCCCCUUCAAACGCCAUCACGAAAAUUGUUGGCUACACCAACUCCUGGAGGAACUCCUGCGUAUCAAAUCCCUGCUGAAAAGCCCAAAGAUGCCUAUAGUGUGCCUCCGACUCCUGCUGAUUUGCCUUUUGUAAAGCCUGAGGACUACCAGUUUUUCGCCCCUCUUUUGGACGAGACCAUUGACGAAGAUCAGCUGUCCAAGGAUGAAGGAAACGAAAGGAAGAUUAUGAAGUUGCUUUUGAAGGUCAAGAAUGGCACUCCACCGAUGAGGAAACAAGCUUUGAGGCAAAUCACGGACAAAGCAAGGGAAUUUGGACCUGGACCAUUGUUCAAUCAAAUCCUUCCCCUCUUGAUGUCCCCUACCCUGGAAGAUCAAGAACGCCAUUUGCUCGUGAAGGUCAUUGACAGGGUGUUGUACAAACUUGAUGAUCUGGUUCGUCCUUAUGUGCACAAGAUUUUGGUCGUGAUUGAGCCACUUCUGAUUGAUGAAGAUUAUUAUGCUCGUGUGGAAGGACGUGAAAUCAUUGCGAACCUUUCAAAGGCCGCAGGACUUGCAACCAUGAUUGCUACGAUGCGUCCAGAUAUCGACAAUUUAGAUGAAUAUGUGAGGAAUACUACCGCUCGAGCCUUCGCUGUUGUUGCUUCAGCACUCGGUAUUCCUGCACUCCUCCCAUUUUUGAAGGCAGUUUGUCAAAGCAAGAAGUCAUGGCAGGCCAGACACACCGGCAUCAAAAUUAUUCAACAGAUUGCCAUCCUGAUGGGGUGUGCAGUCUUGCCUCAUUUGAAGCAGAUGGUCGAAAUCAUGGAGGGUGGACUCACUGAUGAACAACAGAAGGUUAGGACGAUCACUGCUCUGUCCUUGGCUGCCUUGGCGGAGGCUGCCACGCCCUACGGUAUUGAGGCUUUUGACUCUGUGCUCAAGCCCUUGUGGAUUGGCACCCGUGCACAUCACGGAAAAGUGCUUGCUGCGUUUUUGAAGGCAGUUGGUUUCAUCAUCCCACUCAUGGAGCCAGAACAUUCUGGAUUCUACACAAGGGAGAUCAUGCCCAUUCUGAUCAGAGAGUUUCAGACACCUGAUGAAGAAAUGAAGAAGAUUGUGAUGAAGGUUGUGAAGCAGUGUGUUGGAACUGAGGGUGUGGAUGCACCCUACGUCAAAGCAGAGAUCUUGCCAGACUUCUUCAAGUAUCUGUGGGUCAGGAGAAUGGCGCUCGAUCGCCGAAACUACAGGCAGUUGGUGGAUACGACAGUCGAGCUCGCCAACAAAGUAGGUGGGGCGGACAUUGUAAAUCGACUUGUUGAUGGACUCAAGGAUGAGUCAGAACCAUACCGCAAGAUGGUCAUGGAGAGCAUAGAGAAAGUUGUCACAAACCUUGGAACGACGGAUAUUGAUCAACGCCUUGAAGAGCAAAUGGUUGAUGGUAUCUUGUAUGCCUUCCAGGAGCAACAAUCGGAAGACACUAAGGUUAUGCUUGAUGGUGUUGCUGCGGUUGUCAAUUCCUUCCGUGAACGAGUCAAGCCUUACCUGCCACAAAUCUGCGGUACACUGAAGUGGCGUUUGAACAACAAAUCUGCGAAAGUGCGCCAGCAAGCAGCAGACCUGAUUGGUCGCAUUGCAGCUGUCAUGAAGCGUUGCGGAGAAGAGCAGUUGCUCAACCAUUUGGGCGUUGUUUUGUAUGAGUAUCUCGGUGAGGAAUACCCCGAGGUGUUGGGCUCGAUUUUGGGAGGUCUCAAGGGCAUUGUCAAUGUUGUUGGUAUGGCGAAGAUGACUCCCCCCAUCAAGGAUUUGCUUCCACGUCUGACGCCAAUCUUGAGGAACAGACAUGAGAAAGUUCAGGAGAAUUGUAUAGAUUUGGUUGGUCGUAUUGCAGACAGGGGAGCGGAGUUUGUCUCUGCCAAGGAAUGGAUGCGUAUCUGUUUCGAACUCUUGGAUAUGCUCAAGGCGCACAAGAAGGCCAUUCGUCGUGCUACUGUCAACACUUUUGGCUACAUCGCCAAAGCCAUUGGCCCUCAGGACGUGCUGGCUGUUCUUCUCAACAAUCUGAAGGUACAGGAAAGGCAAAAUCGUGUGUGUACAACGGUUGCAAUUGCUAUCGUUGCUGAGACUUGCGGACCGUUCACUGUCCUCCCGGCGUUGUUGAAUGAGUAUCGUCUGCCCGAGCUCAAUGUCCAGAACGGAGUUCUGAAAGCGUUGUCGUUCCUUUUCGAGUACAUCGGAGAGAUGGGCAAGGAUUAUGUCUAUGCUGUUACCCCACUUCUUGAAGACGCCCUUAUGGAUCGUGACCUGGUGCACAGGCAAACUGCGAGCACUGUGGUAAAGCACCUUACCCUGGGUGUGUACGGACUUGGAUGCGAGGAUGCCUUGGCUCAUCUCCUCAAUUUCGUGUGGCCCAACAUUUUCGAACAGUCACCUCACGUGAUCAAUGCGGUUCUCGAAGCCAUCGAAGCGAUGCGAGUCAGCCUCGGAGCCUCGAGGGUCCUCCAGCACACUCUGCAGGGUCUGUUCCACCCGUGCAGGCGAGUGCGUGAAGUGUACUGGAAGAUCUACAACAACCUCUACAUCGGGUCGCAGGAUGCCCUCAUCCCGGCGUACCCGCUCUUGGAGGACGACGAGUACAACACGUAUCGUAGAGUUGAGAUGGAGCUAUUCAUCUGAGGCGCAGGCCCUCGACGUGAGCUUCUUGCAAGUAUACGACAUGUAAAGUCAUGCAAACUCUCG
Molecule: messenger RNA, 3730 nt
Organism: Guillardia theta CCMP2712
Lineage: Eukaryota; Cryptophyceae; Pyrenomonadales; Geminigeraceae
Exons: 17
Coding region: 98-3667 (1189 amino acids)
Biological process (GO): spliceosomal complex assembly
Cellular component (GO): U2 snRNP; U2-type prespliceosome; catalytic step 2 spliceosome
Molecular function (GO): mRNA binding
Source: RefSeq, a predicted model, not a curated record